UGUCACUCAAUACAACCUUUUCCAUAAUUAAAGCUUCACUUAAUCACGGCACAUGACUACAACCGUGAAAAGGGAGCACAGCGAUUCUUUUGAGGAUCUCUUGAAUCCUGUUUACAAAGGUAAAUCUUUGACUGAUCCAAUAAACACGGCAGAGGACAAAUGGAACUUGUUACCAGCAUUCUUGAAAGUGAAAGGUUUAGUCAAACAGCAUCUAGACUCUUACAACUAUUUUGUUGAUACUGAUUUGAAGAAAAUUGUCCAAGCAAAUGAGAAAGUUUUGAGUGAUGUUGAUCCCGAUUUCUACUUAAAGUACCUAGAUAUUAGAGUCGGUUAUAAGAGUAAAGCCGAUCCGAAGCAGAUAGAGGUUUUAUACCCACCUCAUGAGUGCAGAUUGAGAGACAUGACCUAUAGUGCACCUAUCUAUGUUGAUGUCGAGUAUACAAGAGGCAGAAAAAUCAUUAUUCACAGGGAUUUGGAGAUAGGAAGAAUGCCAAUUAUGUUAAGAUCAAACAAAUGUGUUUUGAAUGGCAGGACAGAAAAUGAAAUGGCAUAUUUGAAUGAAUGUCCUUUGGAUCCAGGUGGAUACUUUAUUGUUAAUGGUACAGAAAAAGUUAUAUUGGUGCAAGAACAAUUGAGUAAAAAUAGAAUUAUUGUAGAAGCAGAUGAUAAGAAGGGUAUAGUACAAGCUUCCGUCACUUCCUCCACACAUGAAAGGAAAUCGAAGACCUAUGUUGUUACUAAAAAUGAUAAGAUAUAUCUCAAACAUAAUUCGAUUAGUGAAGAAGUUCCGAUUGUGAUUGUUCUGAAAGCAGCCGGCAUUGUAUCAGAUUUGGAAGUUUUACAACUUGUUUGUGGUGACGAUUCUGUUUAUCAGGAUAUUUUUGCAGUUAAUUUUGAGGAGGCUGCUAAACUUGGGGUUUACACUCAAAAAGAAGCUUUAGAAUAUAUCGGAAGAAAAGUGAAGACUAUUAGAAGAAUGAAUGCGCCGAAACUAACCAUUCUUCAAGAGGGUAUUGAAGCAAUAGCGUCAACUCUUAUAGCACAUUUGUCUGUGGAAAACUUGGAUUUCCGUGAAAAGGCAAUAUACAUAGCAAUUAUGACUAGGAGAGUUGUGAUGACCAUGAACAAUUCGAAGUUAGUCGACGAUAGAGAUUACGUCGGUAAUAAACGUUUAGAGUUGGCAGGCCAGUUAAUGUCACUUUUAUUUGAAGAUUUAUUCAAAAAAUUCAACAAUGAUUUCAAAAUGAAUCUUGACAAAAUUUUGAAGAAGCCCAGCCGAGCUUCUGAAUUCGAUGCACUACUACACAUCAACAUCCACUCGAACAAUAUUACCACUGGUCUUAACAGGGCAAUAUCUACAGGUAAUUGGUCCUUGAAGAGAUUCAAGAUGGAAAGGGCUGGAGUUACACAUGUUUUGAGUAGGUUAUCCUAUAUCUCAGCUUUGGGUAUGAUGACAAGAAUUUCUUCUCAAUUCGAAAAGUCUAGAAAAGUUUCAGGCCCAAGAGCUUUGCAGCCAUCUCAAUUUGGUAUGCUCUGCACAUCUGAUACACCUGAAGGUGAAGCUUGUGGUUUGGUUAAAAACUUGGCAUUGAUGACUCAUAUUACUACAGAUGAUGAAGAGACUCCAAUCAGAAAGUUGUGUUAUAUCCUUGGGGCUGAGAAUAUCAACAUUGCAGAUAGUUCCACUUUACAUACUAAUGGUACAUUUGGUGUUUAUUUGAACGGUACUUUGGUUGCAACCACAAGAUUCCCAAUAAGAUUUGUCAACAGCUUUAGAUAUUUAAGACGAACAGGAAAAGUAUCGGCAUUUGUUUCCAUAUAUACUAAUGUUCAUCAAAAUGCUGUCCAUAUUGCUGCUGAUGGUGGUCGUAUUUGUAGACCUUUGAUCAUUAUUGAAGAUGGAAAGUCUAGGGUCACUGCUGAUCAUUUGCGCAAGUUAAAAAAUGGAGAAUGGGAGUUCGACGACUUUCUAGUUAAUGGAUUGGUUGAGUAUCUCGAUGUUAAUGAAGAGAAUGAUUCGUUGAUUGCAUUGUACGAAAAGGAUAUUUUUCUUGCUACUACCCACUUGGAAAUUGAACCUUUCACAGUUUUGGGUGCAGUUGCUGGUUUGAUUCCAUACCCACAUCAUAAUCAAUCUCCAAGAAAUACAUAUCAAUGUGCGAUGGGUAAGCAAGCAAUUGGUGCAAUUGCUUAUAAUCAAUUCAGAAGAAUUGAUACCUUGUUAUACUUAAUGUGUUAUCCCCAACAGCCAAUGGUUAAAUCUAAAACAAUUGAAUUGAUCCAGUAUGACAAACUUCCUGCAGGUCAAAAUGCCACUGUGGCUGUCAUGUCAUACUCAGGUUAUGAUAUUGAAGAUGCGUUGGUCUUGAAUAAGUCAUCAAUUGAUAGAGGAUUUGGUAGAUGCCAAGUUUUCAGGAAAAAUACCGCUGUUUUGAAAAGAUAUCCAAAUAAUUCCAAAGAUAUUCUAGCAGGUAUGCGUGUCAACGAAGACGGUGAACCAAUAUGGCAACACACGGCGUUAGGUCCAGAUGGUUUAGGUGAAGUUGGAAUGAGAGUUCAAAGUGGUCAAAUCUACGUCAAUAAAUGUGUCCCUGCUAAUGCCUCGGAGAGCGUAUUGGGUGGUGCGCAAGGCGGUCAACAGGCUCCCCCACAGCAAGCACAUAGGGAGCAACCAAUGGUUUAUCGAGCUCCAGAGCCAAGUUAUAUCGAUCAGGUUAUGAUGUCUGUAAGUGAUAAUGAUCAGGCAUUGAUCAAAGUUUUGCUAAGACAAACACGUCGCCCCGAAUUAGGUGACAAGUUUUCUUCACGUCACGGACAAAAGGGUGUUUGUGGUAUUAUUGUUCAGCAAGAGGAUAUGCCAUUCAAUGAUCAAGGUAUCUGCCCUGAUAUUAUUAUGAAUCCCCACGGUUUCCCGUCUCGUAUGACUGUGGGUAAGAUGCUUGAAUUAGUUUCUGGCAAAGCGGGCGUUCUUGAUGGUUCUUUACAAUACGGUACAUGUUUUGGAGGCUCUAAGUUGGAAGAUAUGUCCAAAAUUCUAGUGGACAAAGGUUUCAAUUAUAGUGGUAAAGACAUGCUCUAUAGUGGUAUCACUGGCGAAUGUCUUCAGGCGUAUAUCUUCUUUGGUCCUAUCUACUACCAGAAAUUGAAACAUAUGGUUUUGGAUAAGAUGCAUGCAAGAGCUAGGGGUCCUAGGGCUGUGUUAACUAGACAACCGACCGAAGGUAGAUCUAGAGAUGGUGGUUUGAGAUUGGGAGAGAUGGAAAGAGAUUGUGUCAUUGCCUAUGGCGCUUCUCAGUUAUUACUCGAAAGAUUGAUGCUCAGCUCUGAUGCAUUUGACGUUGAUGUUUGUAACACAUGUGGCUUGAUGGGUUACAAUGGAUGGUGUCCAACAUGCAAAACCAGUGAAACCAUCAUUAAGAUGACCAUUCCUUAUGCCGCAAAACUACUAUUCCAAGAGUUGAUUUCAAUGAAUAUUGCACCGCGUCUGAAACUUGGUGAUGUGUUCUGAUUAAAAUGCUCAUUUUAUAUAAUUAUAGAGAACUCUGUGGAUUACAGACAUUAAUGAACGAAAGUAAUAAUAGCAAAAAGACCAAUGUAGCAAAGAGUUGAUUAUCAUGUCAGGACUCAUACACCAAAUCGUAAUCCAACCCCAGCUGCUUGUAUAGUUCUUUCAUGGUUAACUCAUCUUCCUCAUCAUCAUCAUUGUCGGAGAGAAAGUCUCCAUUUUCUAUUUUUUCACUCAUUUCUUCAAUUUCUCUCUUCCGAGAAAUGACCUCUUCCUUUUCAUAAUUGUCUAGAUUCUUAUACUCCUCACUUUCCAUGUAUUCUUCAAUCCUAUAAAGCAAACUCUCGUCAUACUCAAACUUCAUUUUCCGUAGCUUGGUUUUCUUUUGCUUUUUUCUGAAUUCAUCCAGACCACCCAUCCUACUU
This is a messenger RNA of Pichia membranifaciens NRRL Y-2026, 3930 nucleotides long. RefSeq lists its product as hypothetical. The coding region runs from base 53 to 3508 and encodes 1151 amino acids. The record is from RefSeq and is a predicted model, not a curated record. Gene Ontology annotation, biological process: DNA-templated transcription. Lineage: Eukaryota; Fungi; Ascomycota; Pichiomycetes; Pichiales; Pichiaceae. The transcript has a single exon. Gene Ontology annotation, cellular component: RNA polymerase III complex. Gene Ontology annotation, molecular function: DNA-directed RNA polymerase activity; ribonucleoside binding; DNA binding.